CGUGAGUGUAAGGUGUCAGUUGCGCUGUCCGCCGGGCCGGUGUGGGCGUGUUGAGGUUUCGUUGUUAAGACCUCCGAUACAGUAGUGAAUAUUUGCGCUAACUCAUCCGGAAAACGGAGUGCUAUCUAUCGGUUUAAUACGUCUAAAGGUAUACCUUAUCGGGACGCCAACGUGUGAAAAUGACAGAAAACGCGCGCUGGCGUUGCGACUAAACGGAGUUUUUAAUCUCAUGGAGGAGGAGAUGUGAAUAAUAUGGUUGUGAAAGUUAAAUUAUAUUAAAGUGAAUAUUUAAGUGAAUGUUUAGCGAUUUUAACGGAAGCUGUGCCACUAUAUAUAUUAAUUGAAAGGAUAAGUGAAAACGAUUUGAAGAUAAAGCCAGAGAAAAUGAAGUGUUUCUGUGUUUGAUAUUAAAAUCAGUUGAAGCCAUUUUUUACACGUUUAAGGAAAUAUCAAGGAGAGUAAUUGAAAUCACAAUUGAAAAGAUAAGUUAUCCCAGGUUUCCGAAAUCAUUCCGAUAGUUACCUCAGAUCAGAAAAGAAGUUCCAAUUCAUUCCUUCCUCAGAUCAAAGUAAUUCGGUGGCGUUGAUUGUGAAUAUUUUUUCUCUGCAAUGCGAAGCGAGAACCAACUCUGUGUAUUUGAGACUGACUGUAGCGUUGUGACAAUUACCCCGCGAGGAACUGGAAGCCGGGAGGCGAUCUCUUCGAGUUUUCCCGUAAUUAGAACAUGAUGCCUCCCGACCACGCCCCCUCGAAUUCGUCACCUCCAGCACCAGCACCCGGCGACUCACCAUGUCAAGGUUGUUGUGGCAGCUUUUGGAAUGGUUGGUUCCUGACCGUGCCAGUGGCUCCAGUUCCCCCACUUCGUCUCCUCCACCCCACCAGCCUUUUUACCACCACUAUUACUUCAGUCAGCGGCGGGGCAGGAGGGACCACCACCCUUCCGACCUGGACGACGAGACACCCAAAGGCACCCAGUCACUCAUUAGUUCGCCGGAAAGGGGAUAUCGUCGGCAGGUGGUCGAUCCUCCAGACGCUCGACUGAGGAGGUCCGUCAGCUGCAUCAGUGACCGAUAUCCUUCGUGUCUCAGCAACAGGGAUCUGGAAACGCCUCCGCCAGAGGCCGCGCCUCCUGGGGAUAUAGGAUACGCGGAGCCUCGUCAGGAUACAACGGUGGUUCUAGAUCCCCCAGUUGCUGGACAGCAGACCGUGAGUUCUGGCCAGAAAACGGAAAACUUAGUGAAUGAGCAAGAAACUCGUGAUGGUGAUGAUAGAAAAGAUGAUAAUGAAGCUGUUCAUGAUGAUAAUGAUGAUGAUACUCGACCACCCGAUGGUGACGAUGGUAAACACGACAGCGAAUCUAAGAUUGGCAUUCCAAAGACAAUAAUGGCCAGUUCUAGAAGGAGAUCCUUACCAGCCAAUUCAGGGGAAAAUGGAUCUUCCUCCUCCUCCUCCUCCUCUUCCACAUCCAGGUUCUCCUUCCACAGGAGGUUUUCGAUGCAGGGCGCCCGCCGAACGGCGGCCGCCCGCCGGAGGUUCCACCUGCCCUACAACGACAUCAUACGAACGGAGGGGGUCAAAAUUCAGCACAACGGCAUCGAGGAAGAGGACGUGGGCGUCGCGGAAGGCGCCGCGAAACUCUUAAAGGGCGAUGAAUACUCAUCCAGGAGGAGGAGGAGGGGUGCGACGCCCCCGUUCAAGGAACGCCCCCCAACCAAAACGCUGAGCGAUUACUCGCUUCAUUUGGAAGGGCAGCAGAGUCCCGAUGGCGAGUCGGGUGGAGGCGUAGUGGGUCAUUUCCCGAAGUCGUCACCCCACGUUGACUAUGACACCUGCAGGAGCUAUGUGGACAUGACGAGCAGCCUCUUAACAUUGGACGCUCACACCAUAUACAACGGCGAUUGCAGCGACGAGGUUGCAACGCCGCCUGCUGCAACAGCAUCUAGCAGUGGGGACGAAGCAGCGGCAGCAGCAGCGGCAGCGGCAGCAGUAGGGGGAGGGGUAGGAGGCGUGCUUGGAGCAAGCGGAGUGGCGACAGGUUUCUACCACCGCCCUCUCCACGAGUCGGUAGUGGCGGCGGGUCGUGACGAUCAAGUUGGAGUCUCGGCAUCGACCCUCAGCAGAAGCUGUGACGACACAACGUUCUCUUUCCUCCCAUCCACUCCGUCUGCUGCUCUUCUUCCCUCUGUCCACCUCCCUAUGUCUGGUGGCUUCCAUUCGUCCUCCUCCUCCUCCUCCCUGCGGUCUAAUCUCAAGCACAAGGGACAGAUUCGACGCAAGAGGUCCGACUCGGGUCAUUCAGUGACGUUUGACCUGCCCGAGGACUGCGACAAUUUAGGGGUGUCCCGCGAGAUACAGCAGCAACGAUGUCGGGACGACGCCGCCGAGCCCUUGACCAAGUGUAUGAAGGAGCAGACGAACAGAUCGAAAUUGUGUGAGGUCAAGCCGGUGAACUUAAGCGGCGCCGUCAACGGCGAGGGCAACUAUUUGGAAAGCGUCUGUUCAGUUCAUUCCAGGAAUGAAAAUUCCGCUCUAGUGGCGAAGGGCGUCGGGGGAGAAGAAAGGGGAGAACUCGGGGAGGUCUGUAAUGGUCUCGAUUACGGGCCGAAUCAUCCCCCUCCUCCCCCUCUCUCCAUCAACGCCUGUCAUGAGGACGACGAAGGCGACCCUUCGUGGUUAAGGGACGAGGCCCACGUCCAUCACCAGACGUUUACCUGGCACCCGCCUCAUCUACACCUGAGCGACGAUGAAUUAGAUCACGACAGCGACUUGAGAAGCGAGUUCGGUGGAUUCCACCCGACUCCUGGGAAAUACUCCUCUCGCCAAGGCAGCGAAGACGUCCUCUCUCGAGAUGAGGGAUCGAGAGAAGAUAUCCCGGCAGCAUCCGCCGCUUGCCAAGGGGGACCACCACCUCCACCCGAUAAUGACAAAAACCUCAUACCCUACCUCACCUUGCCACCCGCAACCCCCCCUCAGCCCCCCUCCCCCAUCCCUCCGCAACUAUUGGCAUCUUUGGCCUGGUCUUCAGGGGACAGUGAGGGCAGUCCUGGUUCGUCCACGCGAGAGCCUGACUCUGGGUACUGGGGCACUGGCGAGGGGGGCACCGUGGUGGCUGGGAAAAAGGGGGUGAAGGUCGUCACCAACGGGAGGGAGUAUAAUCUGCCAUACGCCUAUUUGCAUCAGGGUAGACUCAGACUUCGCAUCGUAAGAGACGAGGUGUUGGAGGAGGGAGGCUGCGCCCUUAGUGUUCGGGAUGUCAGCGAAUUGCUUCACGCUCAGUAUGCAAUUAUUACAGGUGGCAAGUCCCGCGAGGGAUGUCCCAUCCUCACCUUUCCCGAUCGGGGCAACUUCGCCCAGCUCGGAGACGAAGAGUAUCGCAAGCUUAUCAUCUACCUCACCUCUGUACCCUCGCUACAGGACGCAGACAUGGGCUUUGUCCUGGUUAUCGACAGACGGAAUGACAAAUGGAACUCCGUCAAGACCGUCCUGCUCAAGAUCUCCGGCUUCUUCCCUGGCCUUAUCACAGUGGCGUAUGUACUGAGACCAGCUGGGUUCCUCCAAAAGGCCAUCUCCGAGGUCUCCAAUAAAAUCUUCAGGGACGAGUUCAAGUUUCGGGUCGUCGUGUGCAACUGCGUGGCCGACCUGCACGACUACAUCGACAGGAACCAACUGACGGAAGACCUGGACGGAUGCAUCCCUUAUAACCACGACGAGUGGAUAGAGCAGAGAGUGAGAGAUCGGGAGCGCGGACGGAGGGUUGUGAACAGGAAUCCCAGGCGUCUUUUUACCUUCAUGGAAGAGACUGCAUUGGCCCAUGCUCGUACAGUCAUGGAACUGAUCGACGAUAUAGCUUCAUCGUACUCGGAUGACUUCGUUACCGGAGACUAUAUCCUCCAGAUCCAGCGUCGCCCCGGCUACCAUCGCUUCUACAAUGAGCAACUCUUUUCCCGACAGAUCCAACACGCCGUGGCGACUCUCAAGCAGGCAGUGGAAAAGUUCAGCGCCAACACGCAAGAGAUCAGUGCCUCCCUGCGAGCCUUUACCCAAAAGCUUCAGGAAACUGAGUUCCCCAAUGAUGUGACUUCGACCGAAGAAUUGCUGAAUAGUCAAUGUGCAGAAUACAGUGUCUUGAAAGACGACUUGCUUUCUGCAUCUCGACAUGGGGAAACCUUACUGAAUUGCAUAAAGCGACCGGGAGAGCCGCGCACAGCGCGCCUUUGCCCUGACAAGCUCAUCAAUGUGACGGCAGUGGAGCGCCUUUUGGUACAACUCGAGGAGACGGAGAGAACGUUCGAUGAGUUCUGGACGAGGCAUGAGGGCCGUCUUACUCAGUGUCUCCAGCUUAGGAGAUUUGAAACCGAUUUCAGAGAACUGCAGACAUGCCUGGAGGAAUCACUAAAACAGCUAUCAGGAAUGUCAGAGGUUGGAGAUUCUGUAGCCCAUGUGGACCAGCUCUUGGCAGAGGCUCAAGACUUCCACAUGAUGUGUGCAGACCAACUAGAAAAGGCAGAGGAACUACGUAUUAUUGGUAUGCAAUUAAUAGAGAGCCAGCAUUAUGCUGUUGAUUCUAUUCAGCCUAAGUGCGUUGAAUUGGUGAGGAUGCGAGAUGCUUUCCAUGAUCGCAUCACCACUCGCCUUGAAACCCUACACAAGUGUAGAGACCUUCAAGAGCGCAUUGAAAGGGCCAAUAAAUGGUGUACUGAAGGGGUGGAACUUUUGGCUUCACAACAAAUUGAACGGUGUCAAGCCCCAGAGUUUGCUGAGGAAGCACUAAGGGAACUUGAAGAGUUUAUGGCCUCAUCAGACCACAGCAGAUUAGGGUCAUCACAUGAACUUAGGAGCAUUUUUGAGGAAUUUAUAACUCCAGAAACCAAAGGUCUUGUACAGCAGGUAUUAAAGCGUAUUGAAGAUGUGCAGAUGAUGUGUGAGAAAAGAAAAAGCUCUCUCAAAAAGCUUGCAACGCGACUACCACGGCCAGUACAUGCUGUAACACCAGAGCCUGCAGUGCCAUUGCAUUAUCCUCAAGGCCAUAGUAACGUUCAUCCUCACUCACAUCCAGCAUCUCCACUUCAUGCCGAUCAACCAAAAUCUCCAAAGAGCAUUAGAAAAGCUUCCACCUUACCUAAGCUUGGAGAUAGCAGUGACUCUCCAGAUUGGGUUGGAGAUGCAGAAGCUGCGAGAGCCAAACGUGGCCAUGUUCUCAAGGAAUUACUGGACACAGAAAGAGUUUAUGUGUCAGAGUUGUGUUCAAUAUUAAAGGGUUAUAAAGAUGAAAUGUUGAAUCCAGAGAUGCAGCCUCUUAUCCCAGUGAAUUUGUAUGGCAAGAGUGACCUUCUCUUUGGCAACAUGGAGGAGAUAUUUCGCUUCCAUAAUGAUGUCUUCCUGCGUGACUUGGAGAACUGUAUUAACACUCCUGAACUAAUUGGUCUUUGCUUUGUUCAAAGGAAAGACUCCUUCCAUCGAUUGUAUUCGCUGUACUGCCAGAAUAAACCCCAAAGUGAAGAGUUACGUCGCCAGGUUGGAGAUCACAAUCCAUUUUUUAAAGAAUGUCAGCGUCGUCUGCAUCACAAGUUACCUCUAGGUGCCUACCUCCUUAAACCUGUCCAACGCAUCACUAAAUACCAACUGCUUCUUAAAGACUUGCUGAAAUGUGUAGAAGGAAGCCAGGGCCGCAGGGAACUGCAGGAGGCAGUUGACACAAUGCUCACAGUCCUCAAGUGCCUCAAUGAUUCCAUGCAUCAGGUUGCCAUUACAGGUUUCCCUGGAAAUUUAGCAGACCUUGGCAAAUUGCUCAUGCAAGGUCCCUUCAGUGUAUGGAAUGAAAGUAAGAAGGGCCUUCGUGAGUUACGCCUUAAACCUGCUCAACGACACAUUUUCUUAUAUGAAAAAGUGUUACUUUUUACUAAGCGUGCUGGCAAAGACACUGAUCGUGCCACAUAUCACUUUAAAAACGCUCUUAAGAUGUCUCAAGUAGGAUUAACGGAAAGUAUCAGAGGACACAAGGGUGACAUACGUAAGUUUGAAGUUUGGCUGCAAGGGCGACAAGAAGUUCAUAUUAUACUUGCCCCUUCGGUAGAAGUUAAAGAAGCAUGGGUUAAGGAAAUUAAGCGUGUGUUACUUGAUCAAUUUGAGUACCUGAAAGGAGAGAACAUUAAGCAAUAUUCUUCAAGAAUACAGAAAGGAGCAAGUUUAAAUGGUAUAAGAAUUCCACCCCUGUCACCUACUACACAGCACAGGGCCCUACGUCAAACUGCUUCUUGGGAUAUGGCGGGUAAUGGAAUGAGUGGUAGUGGUGGCUCAAUCAGUUCCAGUAGUUCUGAGGGCCGUACUGGAGAAAGUGGUAGAGAGAAUGGUAGACGAUCUAUGCGAGGGAUGAAGUCAGCUGAGGGAGCUUUGGAUGCUCCUGAAGAGGAGGAAGAAAGUUGGUCAUCUGAUUAUUCUGCUUCUGAUGAAGAAGAGGAUCAGGAAACAUUUUCCGAAAGUACCGAGUAUACAUCAUCAAGGUUCCUAGUGUUAGCAGACUACAAUGCAAUGGGGGGAUCAGAGGUCAGUCUGCGUGAGGGUGACUAUGUAGAUCUCAUCAAAGUAGGAUGCGCUGGCUGGUGGUAUGUUAGAGUAUCCGGGACACCGUAUGAAGGCUGGGCUCCUGCAGCAUACCUAGAGCGGGUUCUCAAGAAAGGUAGCAGGUCUUCUCCUUCUGUUAGUAGCCAGGAGUCUUCCUCCGGUCUAAAGCAUGCUACUUCAAGAGCAUCAAAGGACUCAAUGAAUAAGUGGAACUCAAAGGGUCUAACAAUAUCAUGCAAAUUUUGAGCCCUCGAAAAGAAAAUUGGUGAAUGGAAAAACCUGAAUAGGGAGAGGUCAUCUGUGGCAUCCUUGUCAGCAAAAUCUGAAGAAGUAAAUAUACUGUAGGUCUAAAGUUAUUGGUAAAUCAAUGAUGUUAAAAUCUGUAUAGUGGUUUGGAUAUACAAAAACUUGCGCAUUGUUCCUUUGAGCAAAUAUGAGAUUUUUCAAGGUUCAGGUAAUGAGAUCUUGUAUCCAGGUACAGUUGUUGUGCUUUUGUUUUAGUUCACUACAUGAAACCGUUGAGUGCCUACACCACAGCAUGAAUGAAAACAUGAUCAAGUGGUGUAUGCUGUAGGCUGGUGCACGUAUUGAAGACCUAUACCUAGUACAUGUAAAAAAAGGUUAAGGUUUGUUACAGAAGAGAAAAAUAACAAUUCAUGGGACUUCCAUUCUUAUACAUUGUCAUAUUUAACAAAUGUCUUUAUAUACAGUAUAUUAGUGAUAAAAUCUUCCAUCUUGCUCUUCUCCUGUAUUUUUAAUAUGUACUGUAUACCCCUAAACAUAAUACAGAUAAAGGUUCAUUUUAUAAUCUUGUAUGAGGAUAUGUAAUCCCUAUUACAUUAAAGAUGUAUAUACUCUCAGUAAUAGAAAGAAGCUAUUUACCUGGCAAUGUUAAUGUCAUAUGCAUCCUGAAAUGAGCUUUGUGACUCACAUCGUUAAAUAUGUUUUAAAGAAAACUCUUAAGCAAGUCAUUAAUGCAGAUGACUAACAGAAAAAAUUUCAUUUUGUGUUUCAUGAAUUUUAUAAUGUUUUUCCAUCCAUUUUAUGAAAUUCAUUUGAAAGAAAUUGAUGUUUUAUGAUGAUGUUUUGUUCAAAUAGUAAUUUUCUUUCUCAUUACCGUGUCCCCAGUUGUCCAUUUUUAACUUUAGUCCUCCUUACUAACAUCACUGUGUGAAACUGCCACUUUGUAAAUGUUACUCAUACCUAUUUAAAUAUAUCUUGCCUUCAUCUUUCCUAUCCAUAAAGUACUGCUGUGUGUGGAAUCACCAAGAUAUAGGACUUUCCCCUUUUCCAGACACAACUACUAUCAUCCUGUCAGAUCUAAAACUUUCCUUAUACACCCCUACCUAAAGGCAGUGGUCUAACACUGCUCUGCCCACUUGUGAUCAUGUGCCUCAGUACACAAGUAGUUGUAGAACUAGAGAUAGUUAAUACAGUACUAACCCCAACAUUGCCUUCUAGGGGUGGUAGGUAUGGUAAAAUAAGCAGAGCACUUCAGACUUUGAAGCAGCUCUGCACACAGAGAAAUGGCUGUAUUAAAGUGAACCACUGUUCUUGUUGGAAUGAACAAACUGAUAAAUUUCUUCCUGUUUAUAUGAAUAAAGUGAUAUUUGAGUGUUUGUGUGUCUCCGGGAGUGCUGAGCUUUAUUUUGUGCGGGCAAUUGCUAGGCAGAGAAACUAAGAAAAGAUAUUGUGUUGCGUAUACUGUACUUAGGUAAAGGGCCCAUUAUGAAUUGGGAUGAUCACCUUGCACAUUUCACUAAAUUGAACGUGCCAUGUAUACACUCACUCUUUUUUACCAUGAAUUUUUCAAGUUUAUAAUGGAAAUUUAGGCUUAGAAGGUUUUUGAAAUUGCCAUUAGAAGGAUUAGUUUACCAAUGAAAUGGAGUACAAAAAUGCAAUGCUAAGAAUACUGUAUCAGCGUUUACAAGUUAGCAACUUUCAUUUAAAUUCAGUAAUGUAGUUAUGUAUUUGUAAUAUAACAUGGUACAUUUUUAUUUAUUAAACUACUGAAAAACUUUUAUUCAUCAGAUCUGAUAAAUUGUAACCAAAUAUACAAGUAGCCUCGGAUGUUUGUCGAAAAUGUUUCCAUUCUUGAUUAUGGUUAGACAAAUGCGUCAAUUCUGGUUUAACAGACCUCGCAAAAUAGCCGCAAAACACAUGUGCAUCAUGUUGACAAUGAACUUCUCAGCACUGGAAACUGUGGUAUAGAAACGAUUUUCAUUACCAGUAAAGUCAAAAACAUUUUAAUCAUUAAGUUAUCAGUCUGUUACCCUUACAUUAGACUAUUUCCUGUAUGAUUGAUAAAUUAAAUUAGCUAGUGAUGUGAUUUAAUAUUUUUUAUUCAGUACUAUAGUUUGCCUUAACAAGUUCUAAAGUUGUGUGUAUAUAUUUUGCUGCUUAUACUGUACUUGUAUUCUCCAAACAAGAGCAAGAUGAAUGAUGUAAUGAUGAAAUGAGGCUGAAACUUGUUUAUAAUAAUUGCUAUCACAUGGAAUUAUUUAAAAUUAAUGGUAGCUUUCAGUAUAAUCCUGUACAAAUUCAUAGUAAUGUAACUGGGUUAAAGUAAACCUCAGAGCAAUGUUUAAUUGGAGAAAUAGGUAAUCUGGACAUGUGUCCAUUACCACCCAGGAAUGUUAUUUUGUGAGAUACAAAAGACUUCAGAUCUUGUUUUUGUAAUUCAAGUUUUAAUUUCAACUUAAAAUUUAUUCAUAAAUUCCAUUAAAUCUCAUAUUUUCACAUAAACCUGCAUACUCUUACAGUUGCAAGAACAAGAUUUGAUGUAUCAUCUUGUGUUCUUGCACAUGAUGUACAAUGUGCAAUGGGAUGGAAAAAAUGUAUCAAAACAGAAUUUUGGUGUGCAAGUAUGAAGAUAUAUUUAUCAGCUGUGAAUAUGUAAAAAAAAAUUACAAAUUUGAAUUUUUAUUAAUAAAUUAUAAAAUAUUAUGUAAACCUAAUUGUGCUCAAAAAUGCCAGGAUAAUUGCUCAGGUAAAGCUAGGGUAUUAAUUAAGUGUUAUAAUUUUCCAAAGAUUUGACUACUACCAGAAUUUUUAUUAUACUACAGUGCUGUUAAGUUUACUUUGGUUCUUUUUGUAAGUUUACUAAAUGUCAAAAGUGUUUCCUGCCACUUUGAAUUGUGAAUUGCUGCUAAGUGGAUAUGAAUUAAACAGUACUUUUUCUUUUUCUUAUUUUUCAGGAAAAGUGCAUACUAACUGGAAAUAUGAGGGCACUUUUGUAUGAUAGGAAAAUAUUCUAGAAUUUGCAAAAUUUCAAUGAAAUAUUUAAAGUGUCAUCAAGUGGCAUUGAACACAAGUUUUUGUCCAGAGGGAUACAUUACUAAUUUGUAGAUGCAUUUCAAGGGUCCUACUACACUGUGUUGGUAGUACAAAAUCUGAAAUGAGAUUUAUUCUGUAUGCAAGUGUAUAGUUUUGUGAUAUAGGUGUGGAAGAAACUUAGUACAGUACUCAGCUGCUGAUGACUUUGUCUUUUAGCAGCAGAAAGAUUUUUCAAAAUGAGUGAUUUAACCCAUGAUAAGACAGGAAGCUGGAAAUUUAUAGUUGAAAGGAGAGGUGCACAGACUGCAGGCCUGGCUCUACAAUCUCCAAAGUGACUUAUAAAUUCUUUUGUACAUUCGUACAUUGUAGAAAAUGUUUUGAAUGGUGCUUUUAGCUCUGCAUGUACUGUACUAGCAACUGAUGUGUGUCUUCUUGUAAAGUGUACAUUGCAGAUGUCAUCUAUAUAGGGCUUUUGUUAAAUCCAAGGAUUAAUUUCAUUUGUACAGUAAAGUAAGUCACUUCUGUUUAAACUGAAAUGCUCUAUAUAAAAUAGAAUAAGUUCCCCAAAUAUGAAGAAGAAAAAACCUUAACUUGAAUCUUCCCUGAUAAUAUGAACCAAAAUAAAAUUGCAGUUUUGCUGUAAUCAUUACUACUCACCUUCUUAGGUGUAAAGAUACACAUUCCAAUAUGUGCAGUAAACUUAAAUGAGGAAAAGUGCUCAACAGCUUGCAAGUUUUGCUGGACCAAUGAAGUUAGGCAUUCAAAAAUUUACCUUCAGUAAUAUCAGCAUGGUACCCCAGUUUACUGUACAAUAUAUGUGUUUACCACAAUUGUAAAUCCUGUAAAUAUAUAAAUAUAUAAAUAUAUAUAUAUAUAUAUAAACAAUUGCAACCUAUUACUAUACGACUCUCUCCUAAGAUUACCACUAAAGAUGGAAUGUGUUAUGCGCUAAGUCAGCAAGGAGAGAUACUGUAUUCAUAAAGCCUUUUGUAAUUGCAUUAUUUCCCCAUUUAUUCAAGUUUUCAUUGUUCAGUCUCCAUUUGAUAUUUAUCAUCACUAAUAAUUCAUUGACAUUUCAUUCAUUUUCAUCUAGAAUGGAACUGCAUUCUAGCAUUCAUCCCUACUAGUUCUUAUGUUCUUGUUAAAUGUAAUUCACUAUCGACUCAAAAUAUCCAUCUUUCGAAACACCAGAUAUAUUAAAAAGGUUUAAACAUUA
Molecule: messenger RNA, 11053 nt
Organism: Macrobrachium nipponense
Lineage: Eukaryota; Metazoa; Arthropoda; Malacostraca; Decapoda; Palaemonidae
Product: guanine nucleotide exchange factor DBS-like
Exons: 25
Coding region: 790-6807 (2005 amino acids)
Cellular component (GO): cytoplasm
Molecular function (GO): guanyl-nucleotide exchange factor activity; protein binding
Source: RefSeq, a predicted model, not a curated record